Messenger RNA from Prunus armeniaca (apricot), 417 nucleotides. Lineage: Eukaryota; Viridiplantae; Streptophyta; Magnoliopsida; Rosales; Rosaceae. The record is from the annotation of a GenBank genome assembly.
AUGGGCGGUGGGGGGAUAAUUGCUCGGGAUUCAGCUGGUUGUUUUGUGGCCGCCCGUGCAUGCAAACUCAGCCAUGUCUCUUCCCCGAAACAUGCUGAAGCUCUUGCCCUUCGUGAGGCCCUUCUUUUUGCCAAGGAUAUUGGACCAGGUCCAAAGCUGAUUGAGAUUGAUGCGCAAGGGGUGUUACACUCUGUUCAGGAUGCGCAGGAGGAUAGAUCCUAUUUAAGCUGUUUGUUUUCAGAUUGCAAGUUUUUCCUUUCCCAGUUAGAGAAUACUUCUAUUAAGUUUGCUUUUAGAGAAGCUAAUCGAGCAGCGCACCGCUUAGCUCGUUUGGCAAUUCCCUUGCUAGAAACAUUCACGUGGCUUCAGGAUCCUCCUGAUGUCGUGUGUGAUGUUUUGGUGCAGGAUAUUUUGUAA